This is a messenger RNA of Paramuricea clavata, 742 nucleotides long. The record is from the annotation of a GenBank genome assembly. NCBI's taxonomy places the organism in Eukaryota, Metazoa, Cnidaria, Anthozoa, Malacalcyonacea, Plexauridae.
AUGGCUUUACGUAAAUCACAGCGCCAAAAACAUGCAAAGAGAAUGUUGCUGUUCUUUGGUAGUGACCAGACCACGUCUAUUCUGGAAAUGAGCAAGAUAAUAAAAUAUUUAGAGGGCGAUCGGCUGGUGGAGGGUGCCUCGGUGCUCGUUAAAUACGGGAAAGGAGAUCUAGAAGUGCGAGUCGUGAAACUCCACGGUAAGUUAUCGUACAUCACAUUUAAGUUUUUGGUGUUGUAGCCAUAAACUUAUUCUAAUGGCUAUAAUUCUAAUCGCGAUACAUUUAAUACUGCGCUUUACAGAUGACCCUAGCCUUCUGAGAGAAGCCCAGGAUGACUUUGUAUUGAGUCAAGACUUCUUGGAAGAUGAUUCUGUGGAUAAAGAGAAUCUACCUGCGUCACCAGAGCCGAAAGACAGAAGAUGUCCUCCAAAGCGGAAAAACCCAACAAGAAAGCCGCUCAGAAACAAUCAAAGCCAAAGAAGCCAAAACAGGUACGGUUAAAUAAAAUAUUAUUUCAGUUCAUACAACAUGUUUAACUUUAUUGGAGCAGAAUGUGGAAUAGAUCCUCAUGUUUAAUUUAUGGAAAGGUGCAAGCAUGAAGAUAACAUAUCGGUACUUGAAAAGCAAAUACUUGAAAGUGGUGAAUUCUUGUUCAAUUCCGACCCAAUAUAUGCAUUUGACAACGAUAAUAUUGAAGAUUCAGGCCUAUUCUACCAUCUCUUGCUGAAAUUUCAAACGUUUUAA